This is a messenger RNA of Phytophthora infestans T30-4, 441 nucleotides long. RefSeq lists its product as uncharacterized. NCBI's taxonomy places the organism in Eukaryota, Oomycota, Peronosporomycetes, Peronosporales, Peronosporaceae. The record is from RefSeq and is a predicted model, not a curated record. Bases 1 to 405 code for a protein of 134 amino acids. The transcript is spliced from 2 exons.
AUGAAGUGUCGCACAACGUAUAGCAGCAAGAAGAAGAUGAAAUUGGUGAGGUCUAUUCGCGAGGGAGGCAACAUUGAAGCUAUUGGCGAGGAGAGCGGUGUUCCGGCUCGAAACUUGUUCCGGUGGGCUGGAGAGGACGUUAAUUGGCGUGAGAACGGGAAUAAUGGCCCGUACAUCUUCAGCAAACGGCGCGGACCUGAUCCCACUCUGCCCAAGGAAGCCGAAAAAACGAGUGGUAUGCACCACCAGGACCAGGAGCUUCAUCAAAAGCAAUACCACGAUCAAAACCACGAGAACGAGCACAAACACGAAGAGGAACAAGGCAUGGAGAGCGAAUUGGUGCUAGUGCAGCAGCAGUCAGAAGUUGCUAGCAGUGAUACGGUUCUGUUCGAGGCGAGCUUCUAAAUACUCCGGUUUUUAAUACACCAUCUAUUUUGAUCC